Messenger RNA from Cajanus cajan (pigeon pea), 794 nucleotides. It is a transcript of the gene OEP16-1, whose product is annotated as outer plastid envelope protein 16-1. NCBI's taxonomy places the organism in Eukaryota, Viridiplantae, Streptophyta, Magnoliopsida, Fabales, Fabaceae. Gene Ontology annotation, biological process: protein import into chloroplast stroma. Gene Ontology annotation, molecular function: amino acid transmembrane transporter activity. The record is from RefSeq and is a predicted model, not a curated record. Gene Ontology annotation, cellular component: chloroplast outer membrane.
GUUAGAAUUUUGGGAUAAAUCCACUGUAUGCGAUUGCGAAUUAAAUGACGGAACUCUGAUAUAUGAAAGACUGAAAGAAAGAAAGAGAGAAGAGAAUGCCUUGGGCAAGGCUUUCAGGGUCUCCCAGAGUGGAUGUUGCCAUUGACAUGGGCAAUCCAUUCCUCAAUCUCACCGUUGAUGGUUUCCUCAAGAUUGGAACUGUCGCAGCCACUCGCGCAGCUGCUGAAGAUACUUAUCAUAUUAUCCAAAAGAGGAAUAUCUCAAGUCAUGAUUUUGAGAAAACGUUGAAGAAGAUGUGUAAAGAAGGUGUAUAUUGGGGAACUGUAGCUGGCGUUUAUGUUGGAAUGGAAUAUGGGGUAGAGAGGAUCCGGGGCACCAGAGACUGGGUAAUUCUCUUCACAGGGUGGUUGGACUCACUCUUUGUCCAAAUUACCAGCAUCAUAUUUGGCUUUUGAAAGAAUGCCAUGAUUGGGGGUGCAUUAACCGGGGCCCUGGUCUCUGCUGUCAGCAACAACAAGAAAGACAAAGUUGCCAUAGAUGCAAUUACGGGGGCAGCAAUAGCUACUGCUGCAGAAUUCAUAAAUUACCUCACCUGAAUGAAUGAAAAUGGAUGUAUUACUGGUUUUCUUGCAUGUUUUGGAAAAGGGAUUGCACAAUAAGUCUCAUUUGUCAUCGUGUGCACUGGUUCCAUCUUGAUAUUGGUGCAAUUACUUCUAAGAUAUGUUAUUUAUUUAGUUUUCUGUUAAACCUAUGUUUUGAUCAAUUAUAUUGGCCCGUUGGUUGUUUGCAUAUAA